Orbilia oligospora ATCC 24927 is the source of this 1038-nucleotide messenger RNA. RefSeq lists its product as uncharacterized. The record is from RefSeq and is a predicted model, not a curated record. The coding region runs from base 1 to 1038 and encodes 345 amino acids. The transcript is spliced from 3 exons. Lineage: Eukaryota; Fungi; Ascomycota; Orbiliomycetes; Orbiliales; Orbiliaceae.
AUGAUCCCAUCCGCAAAGGCCCUUACAUUAGUAACAACUAUUGUCAUAACCCAGGUAUCGAAAUCAAGCUCGAACAUCUCGUUGUGGAUAAACAUUAAGUGGCUAAAAGAGCCGCUCAUGUGGAGAGAUGCCGUUGGCAACCUAGCGUGGCAAAUUCUGCAGGAAGAUGCACAAGAUCUGGCUUCUAUCAUUUCUAAUGAAGUCCACAUUCUUGGGGCUGGGGCGAAAUUAUUUAAAAUCAUUAGCCAGUACGGACAAGCCACUAUUAAUGGGGAUUCAAUGAAUUUUGCGGCUCCUGAAUCCGUCUUAUAUAUCCCACCCUCAUCGGCAAUGCUGGAAACAACCUACAAAGAGUUUUUUGUUCGUUAUUUAACAGCACGGGUAUACAAUUUUACCGGCACCAUUCUCCACGGGCUUUCAAUCGCAUUUACUGGAGUCUUCAGAUCCUUGAAACUCAACCUGAUUCUGUUGGGUGUGUUGGGAAUUUCUGUCCUUUUGAACCUCGUUGUAUCAGUCAGUACCGCGAAGGAAUUCUGGCACAGCAGAGCAGCCCUCUCAUACGUUGAGAACAUUGGAGUUGUUCCUUCCAGUACCAUGAAACGGUCCAUCACACUCCAGGAAUUAGAACUAGCCACACAAUUCAAUGCACCACGCUUUCAUGCGAAAAACGGACAGUGUUUCCAAAAAUUCCUCAAUGCUCAUGCAUUUGCAGAUGAUAUCGAAACAGGCUCCCAGAAUCAUGUUGCAUUCUCGAGUAAGCUCGAAUUGGCAAGGAGAAAGCUCGGUAUGUAUAGACAUGAUAUACUCGUAACAUUAUCCUUGAUAAAUAGCCUUGAGAAAUCGGUUCUUAUGAGCGAAUGGGAACUCUGGGUAUGGAGAGAGCGAUCGAGAUGCCGCCAGGCAAGAACAGCUCUUCGGAACUCAACCAUCUCUGGGGAUCGGACCCAGAACGAUAAGUCGGUAUCUAUCGAGGCUUAUUGCCGCAGCUGCGACGCUCGGGUUGCUGUUGACCGAGCGAAUGAAAACAACAGUGGCUAA